Labeo rohita (rohu) is the source of this 1389-nucleotide messenger RNA. RefSeq names its product protein kinase, AMP-activated, beta 1 non-catalytic subunit, b (gene prkab1b). Gene Ontology annotation, biological process: signal transduction. Bases 151 to 933 code for a protein of 260 amino acids. Gene Ontology annotation, cellular component: nucleotide-activated protein kinase complex; nucleus; cytoplasm. Lineage: Eukaryota; Metazoa; Chordata; Actinopteri; Cypriniformes; Cyprinidae. The record is from RefSeq and is a predicted model, not a curated record. Gene Ontology annotation, molecular function: protein kinase binding. The transcript is spliced from 8 exons.
CAGAGCUAGCUGGUUAUUUCCCUUGUCCCGAACAGCAGGCGGAAGAGGUGUGCUUAACAUUUAACCUUUUUGUGAGGCAAUGUGAAAAUGGCGUUAUGAAAAGAAACGUAGUCGCAGGCUACGGGCAGAUAAACUUUUCAGAGGAGCAGCAUGGGCAACACCAGCAGCGAGAGAAGUGGAGCGGAGAAGACGCAAAGGCGAGAGAGCCGCGGUGGGAAAGAUGGCGCUCGACCCAAAAUCCUCAUGGACAGUGCGGAGGAUGGGGAUCUCUUCCAAACAGAUGAUGCCAAGGAGUUUCUAGCCUGGCGACAAGAUCAGGAAUCAGAUACUAAAGGGUUUCCAGAGGAAAGGCCCACUGUGUUCCGCUGGAACGGUCCAGGGAAAGAGAUUUACUUGUCUGGCUCCUUCAACAACUGGACCAGCAAAAUCCCCUUGACUAAGAGUCAUAAUAAUUUUGUGGCCAUAAUUGACCUGCCAGAAGGAGAGCACCAGUAUAAGUUCUAUGUGGAUGGACACUGGAUAUUAGACCCCAAAGAGCCUGUUGUGACUAAUAAGUCAGGUGUGGUGAAUAAUAUCAUUAAAGUGAGGAAAACAGACUUUGAGGUUUUCGAUGCACUGAAGACGGACUCAGAAAAAUGUGCUGACAUGUCAGACUUAUCCAGUUCCCCACCUGGACCAUACCAUCAGGAUCCUUACUCAACUAAAUCGGACGACAGGCUGCGCUCUCCUCCCAUACUCCCACCACACCUGCUGCAGGUGCUCCUCAACAAAGACACUGGAAUCUCUUGUGACCCAACCCUGCUGCCUGAACCAAACCAUGUGAUGCUCAACCACCUGUACGCCCUUUCCAUCAAGGAUGGCGUGAUGGUCCUCAGUGCGACACACCGUUACAAAAAGAAGUAUGUGACCACACUGCUGUACAAGCCUAUAUGAUCUCUGUUCAUCAACACUAUUUUGCCGUAUUCAGUCUUAUAAUGCUGUAUGUUAUUCAUCAAAGAAAGGGACCAUAGCUAUCACCAAAUGCAUGUGUCUCUGAGUCUAAAUGUCAGCUUCCAAUUCAUAAACCAAUAUCUACAAUGUUUGCACAGCUAAUGUAAUGCAUUUGACAAAUGUAAAAAAUAUAAUUUCAUAUCAGGCUUGCAGACAUGUAUAAGUGUUUUGUAUGUGGCUUUUCAGUUAAAGAAUUUCAAAAUACUCCUAGAUCAUUUUAAGGACAUCUGUGAUGUCUGUUUUCUGUAAGAUCUUGAUUCCAGGGAUGUCACUAAAAGACUUUUGACAUUUAAUGUGAACAUUCCUGCAUGUUGCUCUGGAUUUAGAAAUAUCUGCAAGUAAAUUUAUAACUGUUAAUGAAUGGACCAUUGUGGUAAUAAAUUGCACACUAAAACAUUA